Messenger RNA from Protopolystoma xenopodis, 726 nucleotides. Lineage: Eukaryota; Metazoa; Platyhelminthes; Monogenea; Polystomatidea; Polystomatidae. The record is from the annotation of a GenBank genome assembly.
CUGACCAAGCUACAUGAAUCUUCUGGCCCACCUCGCCUCACUUGCUUUCGGCCCUGCCUUUAUCUAACUCUCAUUGCCGGGCAGCGGGCGCUUUGUAUCUGCCUCCGCCUUCUGCCCUCAUCUCUCCCCGUUCCAGUGUCUGGUAUUCAGCCAUCAGAAUCUACACUUAAUAACUGCCAUGGCAAGGCAGAGCCGCAAUCACAGAGGCUCCAGGGUUGUAGCACAAAUGACCAUUGGAUAGUCCGUGUCGAUGCGAGAUUCAAUAUUGCAGCUGAUCAAACUGCUCUUCAUGCUUCUAUCAACGGACUUGUGGUGAAGCCGCUUCUGACCCCAGCUUGGAGUAUAAUUGGCUCUAAGACGAAUGCUUCCAUUACGCCUCUUACAAGCACUCACAAGGGCAACCAGGAGAAUUCGACUCCUUCAGCAGACUUAUUUCACUUGGUGGACACUUCUACUCUGCACUGUGAUUGCAUUAUGCUCAAUUCCACAGACAGCUUGCCAUUGCCAUGGUGGCGGGUUACGCAUCCUGAUGUGUUAGACCGACCGACCGACACUUCUGCGACUGCCUUCUCGGGAUCUACUCUCUCUUCCACCUGCCAAUACCGCCUUGUAUGGCGACACGUCUUGGUCCUCUGUGCGUGCGUUUCCAAUCCCUUGGAACUUGGCCCAUGGAGUCGGCCUUUUCAACUUCCAGUGUUCGAUCUGGCUUUCGUCCCUGUGGGAUAA